AUGCUGCAUAGGAUUGCUCUGGAAGAAUCUGCAGGAGACAAUGGGGGAUAUCGUGGCAUUAAGUGCCGCACAUACGAUAGACACUUUAGAAGAGAGUGUGAGAGAGUUAAUACGACAUACGACAUACGACCACGCAACCGAUCAAAGAUGUUCAGAGUUCUCCUUUGCAUUGGAUGCAUUCUAUACCUUCUCUUUGAGCAAUGGUCGGUGCCACUAGUUCUCCCUGGAAGUCCCAGCGAGAUUGUCGUAUCAGUGACUGAGCAAUCCAUGGAGUACAGAGAGUGGACAGCAGCUGAGAGCUACGGUAUGCAUACCAGUAGUGGAGUAAGUUGGAAGAGUCUUCAACCUGACGGCCAGUAG
Messenger RNA from Seminavis robusta, 360 nucleotides. The record is from the annotation of a GenBank genome assembly. NCBI's taxonomy places the organism in Eukaryota, Bacillariophyta, Bacillariophyceae, Naviculales, Naviculaceae.